GGAGCAAAGUUUGCGCGCAGCCCCUCGGGGGCCCGGGACACCCCGUGCGCUACUCUCUCUACGGCCGCAAGGAGGGUCGCCGGCAGCCACGCGGAGGUGGCCGGGAGAGGCGCAGCGCAGGACCAGUACCCACCGGACUCAGCAGCCCCUGGCCUCCCAGCCCGGCCUGAACGGCUCGAGCCUCGUCCAGAGGACGAUGUGGACCUGGAAGCCCUGAUGAGUGACAUGAGCACCUCCUUGGAGAGCUUGUACCCGGCCUGCAACAUGCAGCCCGAGCCGGUGCCGCUGCGCCAGAACGGGCAGCACAACCGCAACCAGCCGCCAGUGUCGGGAUCGGCAGCGGGAGCGGCGGCGGCGGGAGCGGCGGCGGCGGCGGGAGCGGCGGCGGCAGCGAAGCCGCAGGAGGCGCCGCAGCAGAAGGUGCAGCGCUCCCAGCCUGUGCACAUCCUGGCCGUCAGGCGCCUGCAGGAGGAAGACCAGCAGUUCAGAACAUCUUCGCUGCCGGCCAUCCCCAACCCUUUCCCCGAGCUCUGCGGCAGCGGCGCGGGGAGCCCCCCGGCACUGGCGUCCGGCUCCUUGCCUCCGAGCCAGGCCCCGGCGAAGCUGGAUGUGAAGGUCUUUGGCGAAGACGCAACCUGCAAAGUGGUGGAGAUCAUGGUGGACAUGACGGCCAGGGACCUGUGCCAACUGCUGGUGUACAGAAGCCACUGUGUGGACGACAACAGCUGGACUCUGGUGGAGCACCACCCACACCUGGGGUUAGAGCGGUGCCUGGAAGACCACGAACUGGUGGCCCAGGUGGAGAGCACCAUGGCUGGCGACAGCAAGUUCCUCUUCAGGAAGAAUUAUGCCAAAUACGAGUUCUUCAAAAACCCCACAAACUUCUUCCCAGAGCAGAUGGUCACCUGGUGCCAGCAGUCCAACGGCGGGCAGACCCAGCUCUUGCAGAACUUCCUGAACUCCAGCAGCUGCCCCGAGAUUCAGGGGUACCUGCACGUGAAGGAGCUGGGGAGGAAGUCCUGGAAGAGGAUGUACCUCUGCCUGCGCAGGUCCGGCCUCUACUGCUCCACCAAGGGGUCCUCGAAGGAGCCCAGACACCUGCAGCUGCUGGCCGACCUGGAGGACUGCAGCGUGUUCUCGGUGAUCACCGGCCGGAAGCAGUACAGCGCCCCCACCGACUUCGGCUUCUGCAUCAAGCCCAACAAAGUGCUGCAGGAGACUAAGGAGCUGCGUCUGCUGUGUGCGGAAGACGAGCAGAGCCGCACCUGCUGGAUGACCGCCUUCCGCCUGCUCAAGUAUGGGAUGCUCCUCUACCAGAGCUACAGGGUCCCCCAGCAGAGGAAGGCCUUGCUGACCCCCUUCUCCAGCCCCGUGCGCAGUGUCUCCGAGAACUCCCUGGUGGCCAUGGACUUCUCUGGGCAGACUGGAAGAGUGAUUGAGAACCCGGCCGAAGCCCAGAGCGCAGCCCUGGAGGAAGGGCAUGCCUGGAGGAAGCGAAGCACCCGAAUGAGUGUCCUCGGGAGCCAGAGUCCCCUGCACCCCUCCACCCUCAGCACCGUGAUCCACAGGACCCAGCACUGGUUUCAUGGCAGGAUCUCCCGGGAGGAGUCCCACAGGAUCAUCAAGCAGCAGGGGCUGGUGGACGGGCUGUUUCUGCUCCGCGACAGCCAGAGCAACCCCAAGGCGUUUGUGCUCACGCUGUGCCAUCACCAGAAAAUAAAAAAUUUUCAGAUCCUACCUUGUGAGGAUGACGGGCAGAUGUUCUUCAGCCUUGAUGAUGGGAACACCAAAUUCUCCGACCUGAUCCAGCUCGUCGACUUCUACCAGCUCAACAAGGGCGUGCUGCCUUGCAAGCUGAAGCAUCACUGUGUCCGCGUGGCUUUGUGACUUCGCACGCGGCUCGCCCGGCGGCUGAGGCGCGUCCUUGUGACCCGCGACCUCAGACCCGCCGCGGCUGAUGGAGGAGGAGGAGGAGGAGGCCUGUGCAUGGUUGAGAAUACAUUUUAAUUCUGUACCUUGGGAGCGAAAUCAGUUCCUUUGGUGCCAUCCCCCCCCCUCAAGAUUGCCUAGUUUCUUGGACUUAACGAUGAUUUGCUGCUGUGGGUCCUGCCGGCCACAUGGGGGCACCAAAGAGCGCGCGCCAAAUUGAGAUCAAGCGGGAAGACGGUCCUGGCGGGGCCACGCGGGGAUCGGAGAGAAGUGAUUGGAUAUAAACUCUUGCCCUGGAAUAAUCUUGACAAUUAAAACUGCGAUGUUUACUUUUUGUUAUUGAUCACUUUUUUGCACUCCUCUGUUUCCCCUGUUGUAUUCAGCCUCUGGUGGCGGGGAUGUGGCUUCUUAGCGCAUAGAAGACGGAGCGGCAGUUCCGGACGGCAGACGGCACGGACUGGGCCCCAGAGGCCUCCCGAGGGCGGCCCCACCUCCUGCAGGUCACCGUAGGUGGAGUCGGCGUCCGAAUAACGCACGCCCUCGCCCUUCCCAACAUACUUGAAGAGCUUUUCUUAACAAAAAAUUAAAGGUGUCACCUGUGGUCUGCCCUGGGCGCACUCCGUGGACCCGUCAGGCAUCCACGGUCUGCCAGCCGCUCCUCUGUGCGCAGGUCCCCCCGAUCCUGUCCUAGGGCACCUCUCUCCCCCAGCGCAGGAGGCUCGCUUCCUCAGAACGGUCACCGCCCGCGCCCGGCGGGGCCGAGUGGCCGCCCCGCAAGUCGGACACACAGCCUUCCCGAGACACACGUGGUGCCCCGUCUGCCAGCCCUCCGUCCACCGGGGCCUCUGCAGCCUGUUCCAGAAUGAACGGGUCCCGCCUCGCCCCUGCAGUGACGUGAGCCCCCUCACGCUGUCCUCCCUCGGAGAUUCAAGAUUCUGACAAGAAAAUGUCAUCUGCUCGGCUUCCUGCGGGCUCGCAGGUUUCCACGGUGACGCAGAUGACAGCAUCGAAAGGGCGCAUCCCCAGCCCGGCAUCCGCGAUGGUGCCCGGUGACCCCCGUCCUGAAGGCCCCGUGCCAGAGGCAGCUGGCCGCCCCCCUGCCGGCUCGUACCUCACAGCAGCUGCGGACAUGGACCUAUUUUUCCAGUACCAGCCACACUGCUCCCCGCUCCGGGAGCCAGGUCGGGGGUGCCCUGUCCCCCGAGCUGUUACCAGGUUUGAGAGUGGCCGUGUCUUUCUUUACCUUUGGUCUCUGACGAGCACACAGACUACUGUGGUGAAAGUGAUUUUCUUGUCCAAUAGCAGUUCUGACACUUGACUGGCCCCUCUGGACGUGCCCCACGGGACGGCCCCGCGCUGACCUGCCGCGGGGCUCCCCAGAAACACCGCUCAGACAGGCCGGCGGCCUCGGGGAGCACGUCCCCCCACGCCAGUCAGUGUUCUCGAACGGCGAGGCCCUGCACAGGCCACACUCUCGUUUCCAUGACUGUCCACUUAUACAAAUGAAGAAGCUUUAGUAGAUGUGUUUAACCAUAAGCGCUUACUUGUGUUAUCUUCUUUAUUUUUUCCUUUUUUUUUCUUUUUUUUUUUUUUUACCCAGUUCCCAGUUCAUCUUUUCACACCAUUGACCAUUUGACGAGUCCCGAGCGCCCCCCGCGGUGCGCUGCCCCGCGUCCACCCCAGGGGCCGACUCUCCAGUGACGCCGUCACACAUUCUCUUUGCUGGUUGGGUGUUGAAUCUUAGAAACAACGCGGAACAGGCCUCUCUGACGCCUUCCUGUUCGCGCGGACCAGCCCACCGGCGAGGUGAGGCCCGCACACCCUUCCCGGCAGACAGCCAGAGUUCUCAGCAUUUCAUAUUUAUGAGCAUUUUAUUUAAAAGGGCAGCAGAAGCUUGACUCUGACUCAGUUCCGCAUGUAGCUGGUGUGACCUGGCCCUGGUGCCUUCCCGGCCGCGGUGAAUUGUUCACGGGGCCGACUUGGCGGGGCGCCGCCUCGUCUUGCCCGGGCCGGGGGGCCGCCUGACAGCAGCCGGUCCCCGGAGGAGGCUCCGUCCACCUGCCAGCCGGGGGCCGAGCACACCAGCCUUUAUUUUUGUAUUUCAGUGACGUGAAUGUAACCAGGACAGCUCAGGGUCGCCCUGGAGCCUGCUGAGUUGUCAUCUCUCUGCCUGUGAUUUUCUUUUAAAAUGAACCUCCGUGGAGCAGCCCGGGCAACACGGAGAAGGAAACACGGUGCUUAAGGGGCCCCACUUCCUGGGCGAGCUCUGUUAGGUCAGGAUGCUUUUCUGUCUGCUGAACCCUGAAGAAAUAUGUGCCUCACUCAGGAGUUCUGUCUUGUGUUUCUGCACCUCGUGCCUGACGGUCCGAGCCGUCGGCUCGCCUCCCGGGGCGGGAUCGCUCCCGGCGAGGGCGACUGCGCGGCCAGCCCGAUGACCACCCCGCGGCCGCGUUGCCAGGGAACGCAGAAGGUGUUAGGAGACAGAACUUCGCUCCAUGUGCUUUGCUCCUCUGUACAUAGGUCCUCAGCUCAUGACCCACUUGUAAACGUUCAGGUAUUUUUGUACAAAUAAGGGACUGGUGAUCUCUUUCUUGUAAUUUGAAAUAAACAUUAAUACAGUGUUUUUCGUUUGC
Molecule: messenger RNA, 4562 nt
Organism: Molossus molossus (Pallas's mastiff bat)
Lineage: Eukaryota; Metazoa; Chordata; Mammalia; Chiroptera; Molossidae
Gene: GRB10
Product: growth factor receptor bound protein 10
Exons: 16
Coding region: 217-1887 (556 amino acids)
Biological process (GO): negative regulation of Wnt signaling pathway; negative regulation of insulin receptor signaling pathway; insulin receptor signaling pathway
Molecular function (GO): insulin receptor binding
Source: RefSeq, a predicted model, not a curated record